This is a messenger RNA of Acanthaster planci (crown-of-thorns starfish), 3861 nucleotides long. Its product is annotated as putative E3 ubiquitin-protein ligase RNF144A. The record is from RefSeq and is a predicted model, not a curated record. Gene Ontology annotation, biological process: protein ubiquitination. Gene Ontology annotation, molecular function: ubiquitin-protein transferase activity; zinc ion binding. NCBI's taxonomy places the organism in Eukaryota, Metazoa, Echinodermata, Asteroidea, Valvatida, Acanthasteridae.
AGCGCAAGCUAGCGCUCGCUCCAUUGUUGGCAGACUGGACCUGUCACUAGUCAGUCAUAAGACUGUAUCUCUCCCCUCCUUCCUACAUCAUGAUCUGAAACAGCUUAGGCCUAGGCAGAAAGACCCAGUAGGCCUAGCACUAUUUAGUAUACAUAGUGUACAGCUAGAAAGCCAGAAAGAGUUCCACAUACGUGACAUACGGACGCCACUUGUCACCCCGUGCGUGCACAAACCCUAUGACUUAUGAGACAAGAACCCUAGAGAUUGCCACUUUGUGCCAGACUGAUGAGACCUUUGGAUGAGCGCCUUGAAGUGUUCACUGCCAGUACCUAACAAGGGUUGUCAUGGCAAUCAGUACGGUGAGCGGUGAUCUUGCCUUGGAUCCCCUCAUAACAUGCAAGCUCUGUCUGUGUGAAUAUUCCAUGAAGGAUAUGCACCAGAUGCAGGAAUGUAGCUGUGUUUAUUGCAUUUCGUGUCUUCGUCAGUACUUAUCAAUUCUCAUUCGAGAGGGCGCUGUGAGCAGCAUUACCUGCCCAGAUGCAGCAUGCCGAGAAAGGGGCAAAGUCCAGGGUAACGAGGUUAAACUUCUUGUCGGGAGUGAGGUAUUUGAAAGAUACAAACAUGUCAAAUUUGAACUGGAGGUGGACUUGGAUCCCAACAGAACCUGGUGCCCCGAAGUUGGCUGUGAGACUAUCUGUCACGUCUGCGCUGGGGACCCAUCUAAAGCUAAACCAGUUCACUGCCCGACUUGUGGCACAGAUUUCUGUUCGAUUUGCAAGUCGCGCUGGCAUGCCAACCUGUCGUGCGGGGAGUACAUGGGAACAUUGACUCACAAGACAGGCUCCAGCUCCACCCAAGUCUUGGAAGCGCUAGGCAUUCCUUUCGACAAUGAAGAGGUUGCUAAGAUCAAGCGAUGCCCCAUGUGCCACAUCCCCAUCGAGCGGGACGAAGGCUGUGCGCAGAUGAUGUGCAAGCGAUGCAAGCACGUGUUCUGUUGGUACUGCCUAGCAAACCUCGACGAUGAUUUUUUACUGCGACACUACGACAAAGGACCUUGCAAGAACAAGCUUGGACACUCCAGAGCGUCAGUUAUAUGGCACAGAACGCAGGUGGUUGGCAUCUUUGCCGGGUUUGGCCUGCUCCUCCUGCUAGUAUCCCCUUUCCUCCUGCUGAUAGCUCCCUGCAUCCUCUGCUGUAAGUGCAAGUGGUGCCGAUGCUGCGACGAAGACGAUGACUUACCCCCAGCCUAGGGGGAGCCCUUGCACAUGUGCAAAAAUGGAAGUCGUGUGAUCCUUUCUCAACAACUCGUUUUGGGGAGCCCUUGCACAUGUGCAAAAAUGGAAGUCGUGUGAUCCUGUCUCAACAACUCGUUUCGCGUUUAUUGGCGAUGCACUCUGUCGGCCUCAUUGCUCAGUAAUGUACGGGGGAAGUGCUGAGAUGAAAUAGCCUUGGUUCACUUGACACAGAAGUUGAGCUGAGUGUCUCCUGGUUUUAAAGCUGCUGUUACCCAUAGGACCCCUUCACAGAACAAGCAAUAAGCCCUGUCUGGUUUACUUGGCUAUGGCUGACUCUGAAGACACGUGCUUAUGGGGAGAGGUUGCAGCCAUUGGCUUUUAUAGGAGUUCAUGUCCUCUCCAGCCAUGACCAAGACGUUGUUGGAGGCAGCCUCACAUUGGUUUUUAUGCCGGAGCACGUUCAGUAGUGCAAUGCAUAUGACGGUAUCCACUCUGAGUGAGAACAAGAGAGGGCGGGCUUCUUCAUGUAAGGACAAUUCUUUGUUGGGAACCGUUGCGUACAGACGCAGAUUUUUGAGCAUUUGGUGAAGGAUGCAAUUGGCAAGUAGGACACAGAUUCAACCUGCCAACUCCACCUAAUCUGGCAAGAUUCUAUGUGAUGUAUACACUUGUUUGGGAAUCAGGGCUAUGGGAUGUCACCUCUUUUGUGCGUGUGACUGUUAAUUACUUCAUAAUACACAGAGAUUCUGCCGACAAAUGGGAGCCAAGAUUUUGAUCUCAAGUUUGGAAACGAUUUUGAUGCAAUUUAGCCAUGCUUAUCCAUACAAUUUGGAGCAGGAGUGUAACCCAAUUAAAAAUAUGUUUACUUACCAUUUGUGUGUAUAUAUAGUUGUUUUUAUUUAUGUACGCAUUUGUUAGAAAAAGGAAAAAAAAAUCUGACGGUAGCGGCACACUGUAGCAAAUAAUGCUUUAGUUUCACAAGUGGACUUACUUGAAUCUGGUUGAGGAAGAAGCCAAAAAAUUGAACUUUGCAAUGUACAUGUAAUGGAUUAGUUUUACUGCAGUGCGAAGCUUGCACGGACCGUUUGUUACCACCUGAUCUUUCCUCAGUGUGAAUUCUUCACCGUAUACGCUUUUAUUUUUCUGAAGGUUAGUUUUGGUUUCAUAUGUAUGGCCAUACAGUGUGUACUUGAUUUUACGCGUAAAGUUUGUUCGUAAGGAUGCACAUUCCUUGAACUCUUGCAUUUUGUGCAAUUAUGUCAUUCUUUUACUUGCAUAGACAAUUCUCCAACAAGAUGCACAAGAUGGCAAUUCUAAUUUGGCACAGUUUACGGCUUUUACAAAUGUAUAACUGUAAAUGCGGUAUAUUAUUUUAAUUGUCUUUCUGGGAAAAGGAUUUACCUGUUGCCACCGCACGUGUUUCACAGUUGUCUUUCUCUGCAAACCAGUUUGCUCUAUGGAGGCCAAGUAGACAUAAUCAGGCAAUUUUUUUUUUCAUGGGGGAAGGCAAGCUGAUGGGAUAAACUGCUGAUCCCCCCCCCCGUGCCUAAUGAUGGGUAUACAUGUAUGUACAGUACACGUUUACGUACAUUUAGUCUCACAUUUAUUUUGUAUAGACACAACAAGUCCGUGGCCACUCUGCACGACCUGCAGCUUGUUACCUGUGGUGUUUUGGCUGAAUUUCAAAUAUCCGCGGAUUUACUUGCCCUUUCGAAAGUUGGGUUUUCAGCCCUAAAAGUGCACCUUCAGCAAGUGGUUAAUGUAAAAUGAAGGGCAGUGUGUACAGGUUACAAAACACAGGGCGACAAAUGAAGGGAGUUUAAAAAUGAAAGGUGAAAUUUGGAGUUAACAUUGAAGGCUGUAAGAUCCUUGAAUGGAGUCGUGUAAUACAUGUGCAUGUGCCAAAACAGCAUAGGCCACGGCACACUGACUGAGCACUACGUGAUAAACAGUUUUGGUUAUGCAUUAAUAAUGUUAAGAGUAUACAUGUAUAGUUUUUUUAGAAGUCAGGAUAACAUGACACAGAUGAAGUAAAAGUGCAUAAUUACUUCGACUCCCUGUGCAGUGUUCCGGAAACUCCAGUCUAAAAAUGCUUAUGUCCAUCACAGGUCACCUAUGCCGUGUUAUUGUACAACUCACUGGUCCAAUGAUCCCCAUCCCACGUGUAGUGGUUUAAUAGCCAGGAACUAUUCUGUGCGUAUUUAACAAUAUUUUAUACAAGUGGGACCAAUGUUGGAUCUUUAAACACCUAAAAGUUUGAUAAAUGUGCUUUUAAGAAAUGUUUACAAGGACGAUUGGGAAUGAGGCAGGCAGGGCUAUCUCUAAAAAGAGCUGCCUGGUCGCCUACAUGACCGAGCGCCGCCUCCUUUCAUUCUGAGGAUUGGCCCAUCAGUCAUUAUCAGUUGUUUUGCUCAUCCAGUUAAGGCCUAGAAAAAAAAAACUUCCAGAAAGUGACUUGUGUGGUGUCAACAGCACAUUUUGUCAAGGUCGGGAAAAGUGUUCGUUCCGAAACUGUCCAGCAGCCGCUGAACAUGUCAUGAAAUCUUGAAACUGUUAAUAAUCCCACCUCGUGUUCAUUUACACCACCCAGUAUAUACAGUAAAUAAAAGUCACUGCACAAAAUGCA